CUUUCGACAUCUUUCAGGAAAUGAAUGUGAAGAAAUAAGAAAAGCAGGAACUCGAAGCUCUUGAAGGCGGACGAAAGAGUCGCUGGAGGAAGUUUUACUCGAAUGUUACGGACGCCGCCGCGAGUACGAGAAGAUGCUUAUUAAGGAAUUCCGAGUUGUUCUUCCCAUUUCUGUUGAAGAGUACCAGGUUGCCCAGCUCUACUCAGUGGCUGAAGCCAGUAAGAACGAGACUGGAGGAGGAGAAGGAGUGGAGGUACUGAAGAAUGAGCCCUAUGAGAAGGAGGAUGGAGAGAAGGGGCAAUACACACAUAAGAUCUACCACUUACAGAGUAAAGUGCCCGGCUUUGUGCGGAUGCUGGCACCAUCAUCGGCUCUGAAAGUCCACGAGAAGGCCUGGAAUGCUUACCCAUACUGUCGCACUGUUAUUACAAAUGAAUACAUGAAGGAUAAUUUUAUGGUCAUGAUUGAGACGUGGCACAAGCCUGACUUCGGUGACCAAGAAAAUGUACAUAAACUUGAUCCAGAAGCAUGGAAGAAGACUGAGGUUGUUUACAUUGAUAUUGCUGACAGGAGUCAGGUAGAAGACAAGGACUACAAACCUGACGAGGAUCCAGCUACUUUCAAGUCAACAAAAACUGGAAGAGGACCAUUAGGACCUCAGUGGCGAAAAGAGCUUCCUCAGAAGACUGACUGUCCUCACAUGUGUGCCUAUAAACUUGUCACUAUCAAGUUUAAGUGGUUUGGCUUGCAAAACAAAGUGGAAAGCUUCAUCCACAAGCAAGAGAAGCGCUUGUUUACCAACUUCCACAGGCAGCUCUUCUGCUGGAUUGACCGGUGGAUUGACUUGACAAUGGACGACAUUCGACGGAUGGAAGAGGAGACACAAAGGGAACUUGAUAAGAUGCGAGAAAAGGACCCAGUAAAAGGGAUGUCUGCCUCGGAUGAGUAAAGGCCCUGCAGCUGGCACUCUCUAUUGCCCAGUGAGCAGCAGUAUUGUUCAGGUCCCAGGCGGUGUUCAAGAGGAUGCCCUUCCUCUUGAUCCACUCCACUAUGGUGCCUCCCUCAAGUCCUUCUUCCCUAAACACAGAGCCUCUACAUCACCAUAAAAACCUCUUAUAACUGAUUUCUACACUGAUCUAUAAUUCUAAUACUGAUUCUUCAAGUUUAUUUUUAAGUUUCACUGCUUUUAUUUUAGAAAUAUAUAUUUCAUCACUGCAGACACCCCCUCCUCCUCCACGUUUUUAUUGAGCUUGCAGACAACUGAGUUGUUUUUUUUUUCUUUUCAUUUUUUUAAAAAUAUUAUAAUGAUAAUAAUAAUUAUUAUUAUUUCCCUGACAAUUUGUAUCAGCACUGACACUACCACUGUAACACCAUUUUUGUCCUUGGUUUCUUUAAUUAGUUUAGCUCUAUCUAUUUCUUUCAGCUACAUUUCCCCCACCGUUGUGUGCUCCUAAGCUGCCUUAGGGGUGACAGAGUCGGUUACCCUCUAUGUGUGUGACUGUAUGUGUGUAGGAGGUUUCAAGCUAGUACUUGAUCCUAAUGACGUGACCCACCACUUUUUACACAUCUGAAAAUGGUUGUUGUAAGCAGUAUGGUGUAAUUGUGUUUACAUGAGGUAACCUCAGCCUGAUUGAAUAUGCAUCCUGGGUUUAAGGGAAUGAGGUUAUUUAGCACUGAUGUGACUUCGCCUUUAUUGUAACUGUCAACACAUCAGUGCUGCACUCACUUUGAAUUUGGUCUGAAUGUUUGGAUUUGUCUACUUUUGCCUCAGUUUUUAACUAGGGCACAUAAGAGAUUAUUUAUUCACUGGGUGUUUUUACAGUUUGUCAAAAUUUCUGGGCUUAUGAAACACUGUGUAGGGCUGACGAUUUUUCUACUCUUCUGGAAAUUCUAUCAUGAUUUUGAAAUGGAUCAAUAAAAUGACAUAUAUGUAU
Molecule: messenger RNA, 1934 nt
Organism: Tachysurus vachellii
Lineage: Eukaryota; Metazoa; Chordata; Actinopteri; Siluriformes; Bagridae
Gene: pitpnaa
Product: phosphatidylinositol transfer protein, alpha a
Exons: 12
Coding region: 134-949 (271 amino acids)
Biological process (GO): phospholipid transport
Cellular component (GO): cytoplasm
Molecular function (GO): phosphatidylcholine binding; phosphatidylinositol binding; phosphatidylinositol transfer activity
Source: RefSeq, a predicted model, not a curated record